Messenger RNA from Eucalyptus grandis, 1617 nucleotides. RefSeq names its product thaumatin-like pathogenesis-related protein 2. Gene Ontology annotation, biological process: defense response. Gene Ontology annotation, cellular component: extracellular region. Bases 781 to 1497 code for a protein of 238 amino acids. NCBI's taxonomy places the organism in Eukaryota, Viridiplantae, Streptophyta, Magnoliopsida, Myrtales, Myrtaceae. The transcript is spliced from 3 exons. The record is from RefSeq and is a predicted model, not a curated record.
AAUUCCAGAAGGAUGUUGAGAUGAUAGUUCCUUCGCUUCGAGAAGCCAUCACAUCAACAUCUUACGUGUCACCAGCGGUGUCGCCGGCAAGUGACCAGCCGACCACCGCAGCGUUCAAGCCGAGCCUGUUUUUCUCCCUGUUGUCGUUCUCCAGAUCUCGAAUCUGGCCUGUCCAUGGCCGAAAUCGUCGGCGCUGGUCCAUCCAUGGUCGAAGGCGUUCAGGUGUCCAUGGCCGUCGGGAUCUCGAUUUUUGCCCGUCCAUGGCCAAAUCUGAAGGCGGCUUCAGAUCCGAAAGCCAUGCCUUCGGCGCUGGUCCAUCCAUGGUCGAAGGCGUUCAGGCGUCCAUGGCCGCAGGGAUCUCGAUUUUUGCCCGUCCAUGGCCAAAUCUGAAGGCGGCUUCAGAUCCGAAAGCCAUGCCUUCAGUGCCACAUUGGCUGUCGAAGAAAACACCACUUCAGUUCAAAUCUGAAGCCAAGGGAGCGGAAGCCAUCCUUUCUUCCCGAGCAUGACGUAACCAGUCCAGAUCUGAAGCCCUGCUGACGACCCAGGCGCAGUUCAUGGCCGUCUGGACCUCGAGCUCGCCAUCAAGGCUCCCGGCCAUGGACAAGCCUCGGGAGCCAUGGACGAGCUAAGCUUGCGGAUCUGGAGGCACGACUCCAGUCCAGAUCUGAAUGGGCAAGGACUGAGCCGACCGCGAGCAUGACGAUGGGGUAGCUUGGGCCGACUGCAAGUGAUGCCGGGAGUGGUGGAUAUGCUGGCCGAACGGGGUGAUGCUCUGUGAUGGCAGAGGAAGCGCCGGCGGCCAUGGAGGACAGGCAGAUCAGCGGAGUCUUGCAGAUGGAAACUGGAGAAGGAUGGAAAUCCGGGGUGCUGUUGCUCUUCUUCCUCGGAGGACUUACUGUCGUUGCUUCAGGGAGCUCAACGCUGGUCUAUAGAAAUGCUUGCCCAGUACAAGUAUUUCCAUCUCUGAUUCCGACUGGUGAUUGUGUUGAAAUUAACAAAAGCACCAGUCUCGGUGCAGUUGCUCCAUAUAGACAACUGCGAGUUCCUUUGCCGGAUGAUUGGUUCGGCUUUGGCUUUAUCAGGACUGGGUGCAUCUCGACUGGAAUGGGCUUUCACAAUUGCACCACUGCUAAUUGUGAAGGAAGAGAUUGUACCGCACAGGACCUUGUGGUCGCCACGAUUUUCAGCAUUUCCAGUGACGGUUACAUCAUAUCCGUAGAAAGGGGGUACAAUGUUGGACUUGCUAUGGAGUUCAUGUGUAAUGGCUGCAGCGGCUGCCCCUCCGCAACCUGCAAAGCCCAGUUGGGCAGCUGCCCAAAUAAUCUGAGGGUGUUCAACAGUUCAGGAGCUGUGGCUGCAUGCAUGCCAUCACCUGGUAGGGAGCUGCAUUUCUCUCAGGAUGAAUGCAUUUUCCCAGGUGAUUACACUACUUCCAGGCUGAGGAUCCCUUGUCGAGAGAAGAAUCUUGUUAUAAUGAUUAAAAUAUCAUGCUGAUGUAUUUUAAGCACGCCAACAGUUAAAACCAGGCUCCUUGUUAGUCCUUGAAUUGUCUAUGCUCUCAAAGGCGAACCUUUUGUUAGUAGUCUUUUCUUAACCCAGUGGAUACCUCCACUA